Messenger RNA from Suncus etruscus (white-toothed pygmy shrew), 1441 nucleotides. It is a transcript of the gene ZNF444, whose product is annotated as zinc finger protein 444. The transcript has 4 exons. The coding region runs from base 217 to 1323 and encodes 368 amino acids. The record is from RefSeq and is a predicted model, not a curated record. Gene Ontology annotation, molecular function: RNA polymerase II cis-regulatory region sequence-specific DNA binding; DNA-binding transcription factor activity, RNA polymerase II-specific. Lineage: Eukaryota; Metazoa; Chordata; Mammalia; Eulipotyphla; Soricidae. Gene Ontology annotation, biological process: regulation of transcription by RNA polymerase II.
GGUCCUACUCAAGACAAAGGGGUUUGGGGGGUAUGCUGACCGCCUGCUGUCUCCUAACCCUAAAGUCUGUGGGUCCCAGGUCUUGGGUAGUCUGCCGUCUCCUGAGUACAACAGAGGCUCCCACGGUGACUCAUCACUGAGACGCCCCAAAGUCCGGGGGCUGGAAGUCCGACAUCAGGUGUCAUUCAGAACCCUGCGCCUGGCACAGACGGCCGCAUGGAGGGUGCGUCGCUGCCGCUGGCGCCUGUAAAGCAGGAGGGCCAGGCCGACGAGGGGCUGGCGCUGGACUCACCCUGGCACCGCUUCCGCCACUUCCACCUGGGCGACGCUCCGGGGCCACGGGAGGCUCUGGGGCUGCUCCGGGAACUGUGCCGGGACUGGCUGCGACCUGAGGUGCGCUCCAAGGAGCAGAUGCUGGAGCUGCUGGUGCUGGAGCAGUUCCUGAGCGCGCUACCCCCCGACGUGCAGGCCUGGGUGUGCAGCCGCAGGCCGCAGAGUGGUGAGGAGGCUGUCGCCCUGCUGGAGGACCUGUGGGGACCAGCAGUGCGGACAUCUCGAGACGAGGCAGGAGGCUCUGGGGUCACCGUGGGAAAGGAAGAAGGCGGGGUGAUGACUCUAGGAGACGCCGCGCCGGGGACCGAGGUUCCGGCCCUGGCCCUGGGGGACGCCCAGGCCACGCGGCCCUACAAGCAGGAGCCGGGCAGCCCCCCGCUGGCCCCGGGCCUGCCCGCGCUGCCCGCAGCCCUGCUGGCCGCCCCGACCCUCGCCCUGGCCCCGACCCCUGGCGGAGCGGCCGCGGCCACGGCCCCGACCACGACGUGCCCCGAGUGCGGCAAGACGGCCCUGAAGCCCGCGCACCUGCUGCGCCACCGCCAGAGCCACUCGGCCGAGAAGCCGCACGCCUGCCCCGAGUGCGGCAAGGCCUUCCGGCGCAAGGAGCACCUGCGGCGCCACCGCGGCACGCACCCCGGCCCGCCGCCCGGCCUGCCGCCCGGCCCCGGCGCCGGCCCCGCGCUGCGCCCGCGCGAGAAGCCGCACGCCUGCUGCGAGUGCGGCAAGGCCUUCUACUGGCGCGAGCACCUGGUGCGCCACCGCAAGACGCACUCGGGCGCGCGGCCCUUCGCCUGCUGGCAGUGCGGCAAGGGCUUCGGCCGCCGCGAGCACGUGCUGCGCCACCAGCGCACCCACCGCGCCGCGCCCGCCUUGCCCGCGCCCGGGCCCCCGGGGGACGGCACCGCCGCGGCCGCGGCUGCAGCAGCAGCGGCCGCCGCCGCAGCCGCCGCAGCUGCCGCCUUCCCCAUCCCCGCCUGGCCCCUGGGCUAGCUAGGGCCUGGGCCUCCGGACCUCUGGACCUCCUGGACCACUCGGGCCUCUCGCUCCUCCCGUCCCUCCUCCUCCUGCGCCCCCUUUCCCUCCGCCCGAACCUCUUUUUUCUCCCCCU